CUGCCACACUCCCCUAGCCCUGAGGUCAUAGGUGCCCACCUAAGCUUUCCGAUAAGGCAUUCACGCGGGGCAGCGGGGUAGGUGCUACCUGAUGUUGAUCAACAGGUACCCGGACCUAUCCGAUGUCGAGAUCAGUCAAUGACUCUUGCCUUUAAUAUGUAAUUAUCUUGCUUUCCCUCGUUUCGGUUCUCUCCUACACCUCCCUAAACACCUAACGCUAGACACAUCUACGGUGCGAUUCUACGUGAACAAUGAAGCUGAAAGGAACUCGAGAAGCUAGCCAUGCCGAUAGCUGGUACGAUGGGGACCCCGAUACCCUCUCCGGCCAGCUAGACGAGUUCCUGAGUCGCGUGCCGGACUCCAUCGAUGGGAGCGGGCUCCCUAUCCCCGGUGCCAAGGUCGUGAUCGCGCCGCACGCAGGAUAUUCGUAUUCCGGCCCCUGUGCCGCCUGGGCGUACAAGUCCCUCGAUCUAAGCAAAGCGAAACGAGUCUUCGUCCUCGGUCCCUCGCACACGUAUUACCUCCGCGGCUGCGCUUUAACCAAAUUCGCCAAAUACGAAACCCCGUUCGGCGACCUCACCGUCGACGAAGAAAUCGUGCAGGCACUCCGCGACACAGGGAAGUUCCAGGACAUACCGAGCCAAGGCGACGUGGACGAGCACUCUUUAGAAAUGCACUUACCGUACAUCUACAAGCGGAUAACGCAGACCUUCGCCUCCGAGACGGAGUACCCCACCAUCGUGCCCAUCCUCAUCGGCGACAACAACGGGGCCGAGGAGAAGGAGUUCGGGAAGCUGUUAGCGCCGUACCUUUCUGACCCGGGCAACGCCUGGGUCGUAAGCUCGGACUUCUGCCACUGGGGCACGCGGUUCAGCUACACGGCGUACGCGCCGGGGGGCAAGGUGGCGGAGAUACAGUCGUUAGCGCGGCGGGCGGCGCGGCCGACGAACCCGCCGAUCCACGAGAGUAUCAAGCAAGUCGACCAACUGGCCAUGGACGCGGUCGCGUCGGGCGACCAUACCGGGUUCGUGGAUAACCUCAAGCAGACGAAGAACACGGUGUGCGGACGCCAUCCGAUUGGUGUUACGAUGGCGGCGUUGGAGGAGCUGGCGAGGGAGAGCCCCGGGCAGGGGAAGUACAGGUUUAGGUUCGUGCGGUAUGAUCGGAGUAGUUUGGUGGAGGACGUGGCGGAUUCGAGUGUGAGUUAUGCGUCUGCCUAUGCGGUUGUUUGAUGGGAGGCUGCGUGAAUGGAUGGAUGAAUGUGUGGCUUGGAGAGGAUUAAGGCGGAUUAGGUGGUGAUAGAGGAGCUCGCGCUCUAUUUGCUAGACAGACAUCCAAUGUGAAUGUCCAUUUGAAUUCCUAGGAAUUAUUUCGUCUACGUCAUUUCCUGGCUUACUUGAGUACAUAUGAGGGGGAUUGCCGAUCUAUGCAUCCUCUAAGACUGUUGUAAAUACGGGAGCCUGGAGAUGGUGCAACCUGAGGAUUGCUUUUGAUUUGGAGAUGAAGUCACUUAUAUCACGGGUAUAGCAUUGGAAUAGUGUUGCCUAUAGCCCUACAUUAGUAUCAUGUAUAUUCCAUUUUGUUUGCUACGUAUAUGCACCUACUAGCAAAAAAACCUACAGAAC
This is a messenger RNA of Annulohypoxylon maeteangense, 1625 nucleotides long. RefSeq names its product UPF0103-domain-containing protein. Bases 252 to 1232 code for a protein of 326 amino acids. The record is from RefSeq and is a predicted model, not a curated record. Lineage: Eukaryota; Fungi; Ascomycota; Sordariomycetes; Xylariales; Hypoxylaceae. The transcript has 2 exons.